UAUCUGUCGUUUCAUUAUUAAACUCUCAUCGGAGAUUUGAAAACUAUUAAGACACGAUUAUUAGAACAUUUCUGGGGAUUUUUUUCUGUGUUGUGCAAGAUGUUGAAGAAAAUGUUUGUUGUGAUUUUGAACUGUUUCUGGAGUCUAUCUGGUGUGUUUGGUAGUGAGUCUAGGUCAGUGAUGGAGGGAGAUUCUGUAAUUUUAUCAGUCAGUCUCACUGAAACACAGAGAAAUCAGGGAAUCUCCUGGAAGUUUGGACCUCGGGAUGUCACCAUAGCUGAAAUUGAAGUUAGUGACAGUAACAUCCGUCUAUAUGAAGAUAGAGCUAAUGGGAGUUUUAAAGGCAGACUGAAGCUGGAUUACAGUGGAUCUCUCACCAUCACAAACACCAAAACCAAUGACUCUGGACUUUAUAAAGUGUCCCAAACCAGCGCAGACAAACAACUCAGUGUAUUCAACAUUAAUGUCUAUGCUCCUCUUCCGGUUCCUGUCAUCACAAACGCCUCUCCAGAAAACACUUCAUCAUCAGAAAGAUCAAACUGCUCCUUGUUGUGUUCAGUGUUGAAUGUGAGAGGUGUGAGUCUCUCCUGGUACAAAGGAAACAGUUUAUUGUUUAACAUCAGUGUGUCUGAUCUCAACAUCAGACUCUCUCUACCUCUGGAGGUUGAAUAUCAGGAUACAAACACAUACAGAUGUGUGGCCCAACAUCCUUUAAGCAAACAGACUCAAGAUUACUGCCUUACUGAUCUCUGUCAACAGUGUUCAGGUCUUCCUGUCGUUUAUAUUGUUCUCAUCUGUUGUGGAUUUUUGAUGAUGAUUGUAGCUGCAGUUUUGAUCUUCUGCAUCUGCAGGAAACUCAGAAUUACAGCUAAUAAAUGUGAAGACACUGAAGAGGAUGAUAACAAGUUUACAAUCCACGAGGAAGAUAAUGAAGAGGAUGAUAACAAGUUUACAACCUAUACGAGAGUUCCUGAAGUUGGUGCUUCAACCUAUGAGGGAGACAAUGAAGUGGGUGCUUCAAUCUAUGAGGUGUCUUGCAAGAGAAACCCAUAUAACAACAUCAUUUAGAAAUGUUUUUCAUAAAUGCUCCAUACUAUUGUUAUGUAUUCAUGUUAAAGCUUGUGUGUUUGUGUGUUUAUAUCUGUGCAGGGAGACAAUGAAGUGGGUGCUUCAAUCUAUGAGGUGUCUUGCAAGAGAAACCCAUAUAACAACAUCAUUUAGAAAUGUUUUUCAUAAAUGCUCCAUACUAUUGUUAUGUAUUCAUGUUAAAGCUUGUGUGUUUAUAUCUGUGCAGGGAGACAUUAAAGAGGAUGAUUCAAAAUAUCUGGUAUCUCACCAUAGAAACAGAUAUAACAUCAUCAUUUUGAAAUGUAUUUUUAUAAAUGCUCCAUACUAUAUUUAUGUAAUCAUGUUAAAGCUUGUGUGUUUUGUGUGUUUAUAUCUGUGCAGAGAAUCACUGAAGCGGAUGAUAACCAAUAUUCAACCUGUAAUGAUGAUCUUAACUACAGCUCUGUUAACCACCUUGAACAGGUCAAUUAUGUUGACAAGGUUUUCUUUGUUACACAGACCCCCAAGAUCAACUUUAAAAGAUAAAAUAAAUACAGUGGCUUACAAUAUUUCAAAAGUUGAGACAGAAGCAGACUGUGACAGACAAGGUUGAGACUUUUUACAGUCUAAAGUUUGUAUGAAGUAUCAGAACUUUACAUCCUGUGGAAUUCUGUGGGUAUAAGUGGGUUAGUUAAGCAUACCUUAUAUGUUUUUAUAAGCUUUAAAAGUGGAACUGGUUAAAACCACAGAAAUGGUAAAUGUUAAAAUGUGCUUUGCAGAAUGAUAAAUAUCUGCUUCGCGAAAUGUUUAAAGUUUGAUUAUUUUCUUUUAUAAGAUAUAUGCAUGCCUAGCUUGAUAACAAAAAACGCUUAAAGGUACUGAGAAACUCAAGAGAUGAUUUGAUGCAUUUAUGCCAAAAUUAGUUGGUAUCUUGAAUGUUUCUCUGUGUAACCAUACAGCUAUCAAUUUGGGGAAUGAACAGAGCCUGAACCUUGUGGUGAAUACUUC
Messenger RNA from Paramisgurnus dabryanus, 2055 nucleotides. Lineage: Eukaryota; Metazoa; Chordata; Actinopteri; Cypriniformes; Cobitidae. The record is from RefSeq and is a predicted model, not a curated record.